This is a messenger RNA of Aspergillus mulundensis, 1017 nucleotides long. RefSeq lists its product as uncharacterized. The coding region runs from base 1 to 1017 and encodes 338 amino acids. The record is from RefSeq and is a predicted model, not a curated record. The transcript has 6 exons. NCBI's taxonomy places the organism in Eukaryota, Fungi, Ascomycota, Eurotiomycetes, Eurotiales, Aspergillaceae.
AUGGAUACAGAAGCGAACCCUGCUACCGCUGAGGUGCCUGCCACUUCUGCAGGCACCUCAGAGCCUCCGCCACUCCCAUAUUCCCUGCGAGACCGAAAAAAAUCGAUCGCAUUCUUCUGGUCCUUGUUUCUCAUCGACUGCAUCGCUCAGCCGCUUGCGUUAUAUUUUGGGCUAUGGUACGGCACGAACCUGUCGCAUAACCUGGUCUUCACCAUUGUCACCAUCUCAUUGGGAGGUAUCUCCGUCUUCGAAUACUUCUAUCGACUCUACAACCUCUUCCGCUCCGACUCUACAACCCGGCCAUUGAAUGCUAGGAAGUCAUGGCUGGACUUCUUCCAAAUCAACUUCACCAUCGUAUGGCUGAUAUUGGCGGUUGAACUCAUCACCGGAACGGUACCAGAGGAGCCUUAUGUGCGCCUUGUCGCUAUGGUUCUCCCCACGGUGAUGUUCUACUUUGGGGCCGUUUACCUUUCACUGGACAUUCUCCGCGCGUGCGGAUUCAGAGCCCCCUUCCGCAUCUCCUCCACUCCAAAAGGUGCCGUCAUGCCCACAGCCUUAUAUGUCAUGAUUGAAGAUGUGGUUGCGGUCGACGGAGGCGGAGGUCAAAUUUAUCGAUACGCCCUGCGAACCCGUUACCUAUCUAGCCCAUAUUUCCGCCGCAUGCUUGUGCAGAUGAACUUCUUCUGGGCAGGUGGCUCCAUCAUCUGGGCCGCUGCCAUCACCGCAAUGAUCUUCACUACACCCCAGGACGCCGCCUUUGUUAUCGGGUGGUCAGUUCCAUUUGUCUGGGCCGGUCUCUGGACAUUAAUCACUAUCCCGUGGGUCCAAAGCGAUCUUCGACGCGAGAAGGAAGCAUGGCGGACCAACGGCGCUCAAGGAGGCGAGGCAUACGUCGACGAUAUCAAUGCUCCAACGGCUCGGACUCGCCUUGAGUCCAUCCAUUUCCCGCGCUUCUUCCCGCAGAGACUAGUUCGAGAGAAGCCGUCUGCAGCGUCCAUGUCUGAAACGCAAUCGUGA